Messenger RNA from Colletotrichum orchidophilum, 195 nucleotides. RefSeq lists its product as uncharacterized. Lineage: Eukaryota; Fungi; Ascomycota; Sordariomycetes; Glomerellales; Glomerellaceae. Bases 1 to 195 code for a protein of 64 amino acids. The transcript has a single exon. The record is from RefSeq and is a predicted model, not a curated record.
AUGCCGAGAGCCAUCCCUGACCGUUGCCCUGCGCGGUUUGCCGACAAGAGGGAUCUCGAGAGACACCAUAAUACCACUCAUCUGAGGAUUGAUGGGGGAUAUGAGUGUCCGGACUGCGGAACAAAGCUUGAAAGAUCGGACCAUCUUUCGCGUCACUUGAAAAAGCCAUGCAAAAAGACUAGGGUCGGUCGUUAG